Lytechinus pictus (painted urchin) is the source of this 7438-nucleotide messenger RNA. Its product is annotated as transmembrane 9 superfamily member 2-like. Bases 1 to 2112 code for a protein of 703 amino acids. Gene Ontology annotation, biological process: protein localization to membrane. The record is from RefSeq and is a predicted model, not a curated record. Gene Ontology annotation, cellular component: membrane. The transcript has 15 exons. NCBI's taxonomy places the organism in Eukaryota, Metazoa, Echinodermata, Echinoidea, Temnopleuroida, Toxopneustidae.
AUGCAGAGUGACGUCCUUCUGUUCGUCAACAGGUUAGACUCUGUAGAAAAUGUCAUCCCUUAUGAAUAUGACAGGUAUGACUUCUGCCAGACCAAGCAGGAGUAUUCCCCGUCUGAGAACCUGGGACAGGUAGUCUUUGGUGAGCGCAUCCACUCGUCACCGUACAACUUCACCUUCGGUCAUAACAACCCGUGCCAGAAGGUCUGUACGAAGAGCUACAAGGCUGAUGGCGACGAGAAGGCAAAGACGGAGACGAAGAAGACGCUGAAUUUCUUGCUCCGAGGCAUCGAGCUGAAUUACCAGCACCAUUGGAUCAUUGACAAUAUGCCAGUCACAUGGUGUUAUGAGGUACAGGGUGGCUCAAAAUAUUGUUCUCCUGGUUUCCCUAUUGGAUGUUACGUGGAUAAAGAUGGCAACCGGAAGGAUGCAUGUGUCAUUGAUGCCCACUACGAGCAAGCUUCGCACCACUACAUCUUCAACCAUAUCAACAUCACCAUCGCCUACCAUCCUACCACUGAUCAAGAAGGCAUUAAUCGUCUCGUUUCUGCUAAGCUUGAACCGCUCAGUAUGAAGCACAAGAAACCAGACGAGUGCAUCUUCCCCACCAGUAUUGAAUACGAGCCCAUGUCGCUCCAGAAAGCUGAAUUAGCCAAAGACUGGGAGAUCACUUAUUCCUACUCAGUAAACUUUGUGCCAAACACCCAUGUUCGUUGGGCAUCCCGUUGGGAUUACAUCCUUGAAUCCAUGCCACACACUAACAUCCAGUGGUUCAGUAUCAUGAACUCUCUUGUGAUUGUCCUGUUCCUGUCCGGUAUGGUUGCCAUGAUCAUGCUGAGGACACUCACCAAAGGCAUUACCAAUGUUUCACUUCUCAAAACCUUCCCAUUUCUUCUACCUCACAGUAUCAUGAACUCUCUUGUGAUUGUUCUGUUCCUGUCCGGUAUGGUUGCCAUGAUCAUGCUGAGGACACUCACGAAAGGCAUUACCAAUGUGUCCCUUCUCAAAACCUUCCCAUUUCUUCUACCUUACAGUAUCAUGAACUCUCUUGUGAUUGUCCUGUUCCUGUCCGGUAUGGUUGCCAUGAUCAUGCUGAGGACACUGCAUAAAGACAUCUCUCGAUACAACCAGCAGGACUUGGAGGAAGCUCAGGAAGAGUUUGGUUGGAAGCUUGUCCACGGUGAUGUCUUCAGGCCACCAAGAAGCGGAAUGCUUCUGUCCAUAUUCUUGGGAACCGGGACCCAGAUCGUCAUCAUGACCUUCAUUACACUUGGUUUCGCUUGUCUUGGUUUCUUAUCACCUGCCAACCGUGGUUCCCUGAUGACCUGUGUCAUGGUUCUCUAUGUCCUGUUGGGAUUUGCUGCUGGAUACGUCUCCUCAAGAAUAUACAAAACAUUCGGCGGUGAGCGCUGGAAGUCUAACGUCCUCUCCACCAGCUUCUUGAUCCCCGGAAUCAUCUUCUGCAUCUUCUUCAUCCUGAAUCUCCUCCUGUGGUAUGAGCACAGCUCUGCAGCCAUCCCUUUCAGCACCCUGGUAGCCGUCCUGGCCCUCUGGUUCUUUGUCUCAACCCCCUUGGUCUUCAUCGGUUCUUACUUUGGCUUCAAGAAGAGGCCUAUUGAGUUCCCUGUACGCACCAAUCAGAUCCCUCGUCAGAUCCCAGAUCAGUCUUUCUACACACGCCCCUUCCCCGGUAUCAUCAUGGGCGGUAUCCUCCCCUUCGGAUGCAUCUUCAUCCAGCUCUUCUUCAUCCUCAACAGUAUCUGGUCUCACCAGUUCUAUUACAUGUUUGGUUUCCUGUUUUUGGUGGCUAUCAUCUUGGUCAUCACUUGCUCUGAAGCAACUAUUCUCCUCUGCUAUUUCCAUUUAUGUGCCGAGGACUAUCACUGGUGGUGGCGCUCUUUCAUGACGAGUGGUUUCACCGCCAUCUACUUCGCCAUCUACUGCAUUCACUACUUUGCCUCAAAACUGACCCUUCACGGCUGGGCGAGCACAGUCCUCUACUUCGGCUACACCGCUAUCAUGGUCAUUCUUUUCUUCCUCUUCUGUGGUACCAUGGGAUUCUUUGCUUGCUUCUGGUUUGUGACCAAGAUUUAUGGCUCAGUCAAGGUUGAUUGACUAAGUAGCAAAGUAGGCCUUUCAAAUAAGAAGGGACUUCCCCUUAAUGAGGGAUUUUCCCCUGUAAAGGGAACUUCCCCUAUUAUCACAGUCAUAGAAGAAAAGGUAUAAUGCUUGUGAAGAUAUAUAUAUAUAUAUAUCCAGGAUUUGAAUAGUUUCAUAUUUGUUUCAUACAUUAUUUGAAAUAUCUCUUUAAACUAGGACGUUUUUAUUAGGUUUUGAUGAUUAUUCUUUUUAUAUCGAAGACAAAGUCUGUAGUAAAGCAAGACCAACCGAUCACAUGAUUAUAGCAAAAUUCUUUGGCAUUUCUUACAAACACACUUAAGGAAUUUCUUUAAGCUUUAGGAAAAAGUGUAGAUGGUUUAUUUUAAUAAAUAGCUUUUAUAAAUAAGGGAACGCCCACUUAUAGCAUAUUUUGGUCGAUAUUACGCCCUAUUAUUUGUAAUCAGUCAAAGGGAACUUGCCCCCCCCCCCCCACCAAGGUACAAAACUCUUUAUCUUGUCAAAGUGAUGUAAAUAUUAUGAAGGUUCUUGAUCAAACUUUUACUAUUUUUGCAAUUGUUGCAAUGAUUUAAUUUGCUUAUUUAAUGAAAGAAAAAUUCAUUAAAGCUGCAAAUGUGUGUAUGCUUAUUUAUGUGUAUCUUCUCUGUUUUCCCAUAGUAACAUUUAUUUAAUGUUCUGCAUGUAAUGUGUAUAUCAGUGUGUAAGAUUUCAUACAGUGUUUUUCACAAAUAGCGCAUACCACCCAAUCUGAAGCAUGCAUUCAUAUGAUGAUCACAAAAAUAAAAAAAUUCGCCGAACUGAAAAAUGUUGAAAAAUUUACACUUUGUCUGGCCAUGUCAUGGUACGACAUGGCUUUGCUGAACUUGUGUACAGAGAAAGAUGGUGUAUUGACUGAUUCACUGCAAACAAUAAGGAGAAAUGUUUAUAUUAUUUAUAUCGAUUAUAUUGAGCUAUUUAGACACUGAAUUAUAUGUACAUAUAUCACGUUCAUGUUGUAACAUGUGGAUGUUUAAGAUUUCUGACCAGAAAAGAAUGCUUGUUAUUGUAUUUGGUUCUAAUGCUAACGCUCUUUCAGAAUGAAUCUUUUAUGUUAUUCUAUGGUUGUAUGUUUGCUUUUGUGACAAUCGCAAUGAGUUUGUAGGUUGCUCUUGCAUGAGGAAAUAAGUCAGAGAUGAUUCUUGGUAUUUGAAGGUAACUAAAGGUCAUGAGACUGCAACCCAAUUUGGAAUAAAACAUAACAGUUGGUGCGACUAUUAAGGCAUGGAACAUGAACAUUAAUAUCAAGUUCUGUGAUUUUGGUACCCUUGUUAGAAUGAAAGCAAAUUCAAUAUCUGAUAAUGACAUUGUAUCAUGGUCUGCUAUGAUUUGAAACCAAUGUGGCCUUUCCAAAAUUAAGGCUUGCAAUCAUAAAAAAUAUUGGCAUUAGUUUUCUUGCCUUUCCUUGAAACCUCAAAUAAAACAAUUCUAUUAAUUCAUGUUUUAGAAAAUAAGCAAAAUGUGAUUUGCUUCAAAAUCAGAUUGUAGACCCGUAACAAAAUUUUUGUACACCCUGUAGCCUUCGUAUAUCAUUGAUUUGGUACACAAAAAUGCUGCUUCAUUAAUAGUAGUCGCUUUAUGCGUGAAAUAUCCUAAGUUGCUUUUGUGAUUGUCACCAAAGUGAAUUGUCAGAUAGCAAGUUUGUCAAAUCCUUUAAAUGUUGUUCCCUUCUCAAUUAUAAUCUUCUCUUCUAUUUGCACCCAAAAUUGUGAAAUCAAAUUCUUUUCCACAAUUUGGAAUAUUUUGAAUAUUUAUGAAUAUUGUCAUUUUUUACACAUAUUUCAAUUGCAUUCACAAUUAAGUUUUAAAUCUUUGUGUUGCAAGGUCCAUUAUACCACUUUAUGUUUUUUUUUUAAUGUUUGAUUAGGAUAAUUUGAAGAAAAAGGUUCCAACCCACCCAAAUAAAUCAGAUUACAGUUUAUAUACUGUAUGCAUGAAAACUAUUAUUUAUAGCAAGGAGAAAGUAGUAAUUUAAAGGUCAAGUCCACUCCAACAAAAUGUUGAUUUGAAUCAAUAGAGAAAAAUCAGACAAGCACAAUGCUGAAAAUUUCAUCAAAAUCGGAUGUAAAAUAAGAAAGUUCUGACAUUUCAAAGUUUCGCUUAUUUUUAACAAAAUAGUUAUAUGAACGAGCCAGUUACAUCCAAAUUAGAGAGUCGAUGAUGUCACUCACUCACUAUUUCUUUUGUUUUUUAUUGUUUGAAUUAUACAAUAUUUCAAUUUUUACGAAUUUGACGAUUAGGAACUCCUUGCCUGAACCACAAAAUGUUAAAAUAAUGGAAUUCCACGUAUUCAGGGAGGAAUGAAACUUCAUUUCACAUGACAAUGACGAGAAAAUCAAAAUAUUUCAUAAUUCAUAUAAUAAAAUCAGUUCCCUCAUUUGCAUACCGACCGGGAUGUGCAUAUAACUCUUUUGUGAAAUGAAGCGAAACUUUAAAAUGUCAUAACUUUCUUAUUUUACAUCCGAUUUUGAUGAAAUUUUCAGUGUUAUGCUUGUUGAAUUUUUCUCUUUUUAUUCAAAUCAAGUUUUUGUUCGGGUGGACUUGUCCUUUAAAGCCAUAAUAUGUAACACAUGGUGAUGUAAAUUUUGACAAGCUGUAAAAAAACAGUGCCCUCUUUUGAGGGUUUGCAUCCUGCAAUUAAAGAAUAACUAUCAUUCCAAGAUGAUAACUUGAUGAUAUAUUUUCUUAAUACCUUGUACAGUCUAAAACUUGUAGAUAUGCUUUAUGAUACAUCUAAUUCAGAUAAAAAGAUUCUGUUUGGGGGUUAUUAUGAAAUUCAGUUUUGAAUUUGAACUUUGUUCUGCUUUUUGUAUUUUUGUUUUAAUAGCAGCUACUGGCACAGGAAAUGCUUGUAGUCAUUGUUAGAGUAAAAGCGAUUAUUGCUCUUAACUUUAAUGUUAAAAUUCCAUGGCAACAGGCAGUUAAAUUAGCAGGUUAUGUGUGAGUGUCAUUAGAAUUCAUAAAAUUUUAUUUGCGAUUAUAACUUUGUAUGCCUUUUUCGGAAGUUGUGAAUUAUUUCCCCAAGGUUCUGGUUGUUAUAGCCAUGUGUAUCAUAUUAUCUGUAUAUUUUGGAAGAAAAGCAGAACUGAGAUAGAUUUAGAAAGUUAGGCCCUGUUUCACGAAACACAAGAAUCGUAUUUCUGCUCAUUUCUUAUCAUUAACAAAACAAUGGGAAAGGCAAGCAAAGCAAUUGUGAAAGCCACUAAGCAGCUUGGGAUGCCAGCUAAAACACGUGAAAAGAAUUGCCACCGACUUUUCUGAUGGUGUCUUAUUGUUUUAUGAAAUAGGGACCCGUACCAUUGAUAUUGCUUAGAGCGUGUCAUGAGAUACAGCUGGUACAAGUCUCAGAAUGUAUUAUGUCAAGAUUGUUAUGAAAGUGCCAUGUUUCUGUUCGGUGGAGGUUUGUUCUCUGUUGCAAGUAUGAUCAUGCUAAAGAUAAACUUCAUGAUGUAACUAUUUCUAUGAUAUGAAAGUAGAAAUUGGUUGUUAAUGCCUAUAGUCUGUGUUGUAUUCUAAGUUAUUUUUUAGUUUUGGUGGUUUUUCUGGCUUUACCUUGAAUUAUCUGUGAGAAUGCAUGGAAUUUACGAUAUCAAUUUUAUAAAAGUUAUCUGAUUUUUAGCCAUUUCAGUUUUUAUUGAAUUCAUGGCAAAUUGAGAACUUUGCCCCUGUUCAAUUUGAUCUCGAAAGCAGAAGAGAAUUAUGUUUGAAUCGUUUCAAGAAGGAUUUGCAUACCGAAAGCCUUUUAACAAGGCUACACAGACAGAAUUAUUACUGUCACCAUCACAAUAAUAAACAACACCAGGCGAUGACUUCAUACUUACGAGCUGUUUCUGGAGCAUUUUGUAUCUCAUCGGUGGGGCAACUUCAUGAAUAUUCAUCACUAUGUUUGAAAUUAUGAUUGACCAAUCAAAAUGAUGGGCUCUCUAGCUCUGCAUUGUCCAUGGUUAUGCACGAUGUCAAGCUGUCAUGAAAGACGGCUCCCGAUUGGCUUCUACCUUAUUGGUAGAGGAUGAGAAAUGAGAUGCAAAGGGCCACUUUACUGCACUCGACGAGUGUAAACUUCCCCUUUCAUAUCUUGUAUAUUAUACAGCGUGAGGCCUUCACACAAGAGGUUAACAUACUGGGGGUCUAACAUGCAUAUCAAGAAUUUUAGUGUUUUCGUUUGGUUUUACUUUUUAUUAUGUUCAGUUUUUUUUAAUCACCAAUAUUUCAUAUUGCCAUGAUUUGCUUUAGUUUAGUGGCUGAAAACACAUUUACUUCACUUUUGUUGUUUUAUGAGAGAUUUUUUUUCAAAUGUUCUAAUAAUUUUUUCAGUUCACCCAAGUUUCAGUAAAAAAAUAAAAAUAACAAACUAGCAUGCAGGCUGUGUUCAUUGCAUGGAUAAAAGUGACAGAUUGUCUUUUUAUUAGUUUGACUAUUUGGGCAAGAAUUUCAAGGCCCAUAAUGAGAACUAAUACGGAACUGACGGAGUCUUUCUGAGGAAUGAAGUGCGGUUUUUAAACAUUAGCUUGGAAGAUGUGAAAUUAUCAGCUGAUGAUAAGCAGUGUUUAAAAUGUAUCGUUUGUUGUGAACGUAAAUUGAUAAGAUGAGAAAUGGUAUGAGUGCCCAGUGUAUAAAAACAUAGUUAUGUUCUGUGUAGACUGUUCAUAUUAUUGAACAGGGAAAAUGGAAAUAUAAAAAGAUUUGUUUGCUUCGAACAUGAAAAGGUGUUUGUAAACAUUUUGUGAUCUAGUUAGAGACAUCCAUACAAAUGAAUAUUAAACGAUGUUUUGUAUGACUUGAAGUUUAGUGUUGACUGCUGGAGUUUAGGGUAGACCCAUUUUACACCAGUCAUAACACUGAAUGUGAAAUGACAAGGGUGCUGGGACAGGCAUCAUAUGGUGUUCAUCAUUCGAUGUGAUUGGUGUUACUUUUGUACACUUAAAUUCAGUGUUGGAGCUAGGUUAGGUAGCCUGAUUCACGCUCUUAACACCAAAACCAACACAUACACCAAACCUUUAAUCAUCCAUUGAAUUACCCCUAGCUUUAUGUCGUCACACAUGAUAACAAAAUCAGUUUGUUAUUCUUUUUGGCAAUAAAUUUGCUUAAAAAUGUAUAUUUACUGUUCGGUCGUCACAUGUGCAUAGCAUUGUGGACUUGGACAUUUCUGUUAUUUUUAUGGCGAAGAAGGUUGUAGUGGCAUUCUUUUAUGUACAAAGUAGAGAUGGGAAGAAUUGAAUUCAUGAUUUUGUAAUUUCUCUUGUAAAGUAUUUACCUAUCAAUUAAAUUCUAUCAACUGUAUCUGUAA